AUGGCGGUGGCACCCAGCAGGAGGCUGCAGCGGUACCUGCUGCUCUUGGCCGUCACCUGCGGCGCCACUUUUGUCCCCUGGCCAGCCCAGGCUUUGCAGAGGAUCGCGCUGCGGAGGAUGCCCUCCAUCCGCCAGACGCUGCAGGAGAUGGGGGUGAAGGUGCGGGACGUGUUCCCGGAGCUGCGCCGGGCCCCGCGCGCACGAGGAGGGGACGGUCCCCGCAACGGGACAGCCCCGACCCUGCUCACCAACUACCUGGAUACUCAAUAUUUCGGCGAGAUCAGCAUCGGGACCCCCGCGCAGACCUUCAAGGUGGUUUUUGACACGGGCUCGGCCAACCUGUGGGUGCCGUCCUACAAGUGCUCCCCCCUCUACAGCGCCUGUGUGUCCCACAGCCGCUACGACUCCUCCAAGUCGCGCACCUACAUCGCCAACGGCACCGGCUUCGCCAUCCGCUACGGCACCGGCAGCGUCAAAGGCGUCCUCAGCCAGGACAUCGUCAUGGUGUCGGACAUCCCGAUCAUCCAGGUGUUCGCCGAGGCCACGGCCCUGCCCGCCUUCCCCUUCAUCUUCGCCAGGUUUGACGGGGUGCUGGGCAUGGGCUACCCCAGCCAGGCCAUCGACGGCAUCACCCCCGUGUUCGACCGCAUCCUGGCCCAGCACAUCCUCAGGGAGGAUUCCUUCUCUGUCUACUACAGCCGCGCUUCCAAGAACGCUCCCCUGAAACCCGGCGGCGAAAUCAUCCUGGGAGGCAGCGACCCAGCCUAUUACAGCGGCGACUUCCACUACGUGAACGUGAGCAGGAGCGGCUUCUGGCAGAUCAGCAUGAAGGGGGUGUCCGUGGGGGCCGAGAUGCUGUUCUGCAGGGAGGGCUGCUCGGUGGCCGUGGACACGGGGGCCUCCUACAUCACCGGCCCCGCCGGGCCCGUCUCGGUGCUCAUGAAAGCCAUCGGGGCCAGCGAGGUGGCCGAAGGAGAGUACGUGGUGGACUGUGAGCAGGUGCCUCAGCUGCCCAACAUCUCCUUCCACCUGGGAGGGAAGGUCUAUGGCCUCAGCGGCCCGGCCUACAUCCUGCGGCAAUCCCAGUACGGGGAGGAUGUGUGCGUGGUGGCUUUCACGGGGCUGGACAUCCCCCCUCCGGCCGGACCCCUCUGGAUCCUGGGCGCCACCUUCAUCGGCCACUACUACACCAAAUUCGACCGGCGCCACAACCGCAUCGGCUUCGCCACCGCCCGCUGAGGGCCCGGGGGGGCGGGAGGGGCCGGGGGGA
This is a messenger RNA of Oenanthe melanoleuca, 1270 nucleotides long. RefSeq names its product renin (gene REN). Gene Ontology annotation, biological process: angiotensin maturation. The record is from RefSeq and is a predicted model, not a curated record. The coding region runs from base 1 to 1239 and encodes 412 amino acids. NCBI's taxonomy places the organism in Eukaryota, Metazoa, Chordata, Aves, Passeriformes, Muscicapidae. The transcript is spliced from 10 exons. Gene Ontology annotation, molecular function: aspartic-type endopeptidase activity.